AUAUCCUUUUUGUGAAUGUUUUCUAAAAUUGUCAUAGCUUUGUUUUCACUCCGAUGCAAAGACAACGUGGCAGGAAGCAGCUUUCAGUUUUGUUUCUGUGUGGGAGUGUGGGAGGGGAGAUAUUCCACCACAGACUGCUCAACAUGGCGGUACCCGUCCACAUGCUGUUCAACUACUGCAGAUGAUCCACAGCCUCCUUCAAGAAGUUACUCUUUCAGAGCAGUCCAGAAUCUGAUCGGUUGAGUCAACAACCAAACAAUGUCAAGGGAUUAAUAAAAGGAGGAUGAAGAAACAAAGUUGUACAAAGAGACAACAGACGGGUUCGUCCUCCCAUUCUAAACCUAAAAAGAAGAAGCAAGCUAAGAGACAAAACUGCCCCAAAUCAUCCACAGGACAAAAAAAAAAGCCUCAAAAUAAAUCCCAACUUCCUGUUACAUGUGGCUUUAAAGAGGGGGUCCUGUAUUUGAAGAAAUAUUGUGACAAGCAGAAGUGCAUUUCCAGUGAGAGCCAGUGGUUCACACCCCCUGAGUUUGAGAGGUUUGGGAUGAAGGAGAAGCACAAAAAGUGGAAGACAAGCAUCCUUUGCAAAGGGAUUCCACUCCAGAAACUCAUAGAGGAUGGAUUUCUCUUAAAUAUAAGCUUUAUUAAAAGCAAGGUUCAGGAUGCAAAGCAGAAGAAAAAACGCCACGUGGGUUUGAAAAAACAGGUUGUAGAAUCACCUGAUAAGAUCGAAGACAAGCAAGAUGAAGAUGAAGAUGAAGAUGACGCUGUUGACAUGAACAUGUUUGAAGGUCCAGUCCUUCCUGUUACCUGUGGAUCUGAUUCUGGGGUUCUACACAAAUAUCGAUUUUCCAAAGGGUAUUGUGGGAGAUGCAUAAGAACAGAGAGCCACUGGCUGACGCCUGAGGAUUUCACCAAACUGAGCAAAACAGAUGGAACAUGGAAGAAAGACAUUGUGUCCCAUGGAAUACCUCUUGGGAAGCUUAUAACGAAAAGCAUUUUGCAACCACAUACAGCCAACUGUGACUGUGAGAUCUGCGAAGAACCGUAUCAGAACCAACUAAAUGAUGACGUGUGUUUCAUCUGUGACUCUGAGGGAGAUCUUGUGUGUUGUGAUGAGUGUCCACGAGCUUUUCAUUCACACUGUCACCUACCAGCUGUACCUGAAGACUCACCUGGGAGCCAGUGGAGCUGCACGUUUUGUGUGAUGAUGAAGAGGGAAAGUUCGGGUCAAAAGACCCAACAGGAUGUUUUGAGCAGUCCAGUCUCUCAGUACACACUGCACUGCCAGUACCUGCUGUUACACCUGCUACACGAGAGCAUGAGCGACCCCUGUGCCAAAGGUCCAGGAUUCAGUGAGAACAUCUGUGGUCCCAUGAUGCUGGGCAGAGUGAAGCUGAACUUGGAGAAUAAUGAUUAUCAAACAGUGCGAGAGUUUGUCUCUGAUAUUGAAUACGUUUUCCACCACUGCACCGCCAAAAGGGAUAAUGACUUCAGUAGAAUGACCUCUAGGCUCACAGAACUGCUUGAAAUCAUCUUUAAGCUGCUGUAACAUCAGACCACUAGUAAACGUGUAACUGUGAAUAAUAUCCAGUCUUUUUCAAUCAAUAUCCCACAUACAGUAAUGUGUACAUUUGUACUUUUAAAAAAGAUUAAUGGCAUACAUGAGAAGUGCAGCCUUCUGUAUUUCAAUACAGUAACUGUGAUGCAAACUGUUGUCAGUUUAGAGCGGGUAAUACUAACAGACUGCAGUGUUAUAUUGACAAUAUGACUAAGCAUUUCCCUGUUGUUUGUGAACAAUGACUCAAGGACAUCAGGCAAGCCAGAGGUUUUUCCCCCCGCUGCCUGGCCAAGGCCAGGAUAUCCUGUUCUGUUGAAGAGGUUCUUUGGCCUGCUCCAGACCAAAAACAGGAUACUGGGGGGCAGAAUAAUUAUUUUUGAUGUUGUUUGCUGUAUUGAAUUGUACUGUACUCUACAGUACGUUAAAUUAAGAAAUACAACAGCUGGGGAGUACCACACUUAUUACCGUUUUUUGUAGUAUUGUUUUAAAUUGAUCUCAUCAGUGUGUAAAACUGUGUUGAAGUGUGUGUGUUUGUGACUGUUUGUGUGUCAUAUCUGAGAGCAAAGUUUGGUUUUUCAGCAAGAUUGAGUUGUUUUGACUGGAUAGCUUCAUUAUGAUCUAAAUAUAGGACGUCUGGGGAAUUGAGUUAAAGGCCGUGUUGCAAGGUUAAUUUUUUACAGAAUAUGUGCAAUUUACUUGUUGGUAAUAAACAUUUUAACUGUUA
Carassius gibelio (silver crucian carp) is the source of this 2285-nucleotide messenger RNA. Its product is annotated as nuclear body protein SP140-like protein. The transcript is spliced from 13 exons. Gene Ontology annotation, biological process: regulation of transcription by RNA polymerase II. Bases 284 to 1552 code for a protein of 422 amino acids. NCBI's taxonomy places the organism in Eukaryota, Metazoa, Chordata, Actinopteri, Cypriniformes, Cyprinidae. The record is from RefSeq and is a predicted model, not a curated record. Gene Ontology annotation, molecular function: protein binding; DNA-binding transcription factor activity, RNA polymerase II-specific; DNA binding. Gene Ontology annotation, cellular component: nucleus.